Messenger RNA from Mesocricetus auratus (golden hamster), 9041 nucleotides. It is a transcript of the gene Tnik, whose product is annotated as TRAF2 and NCK interacting kinase. The record is from RefSeq and is a predicted model, not a curated record. Gene Ontology annotation, molecular function: protein kinase activity; ATP binding. The transcript is spliced from 34 exons. The coding region runs from base 388 to 4479 and encodes 1363 amino acids. Lineage: Eukaryota; Metazoa; Chordata; Mammalia; Rodentia; Cricetidae. Gene Ontology annotation, biological process: protein phosphorylation.
CCACCCCCCCAGCUGAGUGGAGGAGUUGAUAUGUCUCAUUAUAACAGCCAAUGCAGCCGCCAUCCACGCACAAGCAAAGAAGCAUGUCCCAUUUAAAUACACCCACGCAGCCCCAGCGCCCUUAGCCGAUCAGGGCGCGCAGCCCACACGCACCGCGGCUCCGGGCUUGGAGAUCCGCGCAGGUCGGGGCUCCGGGAUCCCGCGGAUCGACACUCUCGGAAGAUCGGGAUUGCACUCUGGUUGGGGCCCGGGUGGGCGGGGGAGGCUGGGCCCCGGGCCUCUCUGGCGGACAGCCGCAUGAAGACGCGAGCGACAUAGACCAGGGUGGAAUUGCCAAGGCAGACGUUUCAGGCUGGUUUUGAUCCAUUUCUCCCGCGAAGAGUCGACAUGGCGAGCGACUCCCCAGCUCGAAGCCUGGAUGAAAUUGAUCUCUCCGCCCUGAGGGACCCUGCGGGAAUCUUUGAGUUGGUGGAACUUGUCGGAAAUGGGACAUAUGGUCAAGUGUAUAAGGGACGUCAUGUCAAAACAGGACAGCUUGCAGCCAUUAAGGUCAUGGAUGUCACAGGGGAUGAAGAGGAAGAAAUCAAACAAGAAAUUAACAUGUUGAAGAAAUAUUCUCAUCACAGGAACAUUGCAACAUACUACGGUGCUUUCAUCAAGAAGAACCCCCCAGGCAUGGAUGACCAACUAUGGUUGGUGAUGGAGUUCUGUGGUGCUGGCUCGGUCACUGAUCUGAUCAAGAACACGAAAGGCAACACGCUGAAAGAAGAGUGGAUCGCAUACAUCUGCAGGGAGAUCUUACGGGGCCUGAGUCACCUGCACCAGCACAAAGUAAUUCACCGAGAUAUUAAAGGGCAGAACGUCUUGCUGACUGAAAAUGCAGAGGUUAAACUAGUGGACUUCGGAGUGAGUGCCCAACUUGACAGAACAGUGGGCAGGAGGAACACAUUCAUUGGGACCCCCUACUGGAUGGCACCAGAAGUGAUUGCCUGUGAUGAGAACCCCGAUGCCACAUAUGAUUUCAAGAGUGACUUGUGGUCUUUGGGAAUCACCGCCAUUGAGAUGGCAGAAGGGGCACCCCCCCUCUGUGAUAUGCAUCCCAUGAGAGCCCUCUUCCUCAUCCCCCGGAACCCAGCGCCUCGCCUCAAGUCUAAGAAGUGGUCAAAAAAAUUCCAGUCCUUUAUUGAGAGCUGCUUGGUGAAGAACCACAGCCAGCGGCCAGCCACAGAACAACUGAUGAAGCACCCAUUCAUACGAGACCAACCUAACGAGAGGCAGGUCCGCAUUCAGCUCAAGGACCACAUUGACAGGACAAAGAAGAAGCGAGGAGAAAAGGACGAGACUGAGUAUGAAUACAGUGGAAGUGAGGAGGAAGAGGAAGAGAACGACUCCGGGGAGCCCAGCUCCAUUCUCAACCUACCAGGGGAGUCAACACUGCGGCGAGACUUCCUGAGACUGCAGCUGGCCAACAAGGAGCGCUCAGAGGCUCUGCGGCGGCAGCAACUGGAACAGCAGCAGCGGGAGAAUGAAGAGCACAAGAGGCAGCUCCUGGCUGAGCGCCAGAAGCGCAUUGAGGAGCAGAAAGAGCAGAGGCGGAGGCUGGAGGAGCAACAAAGGCGUGAGAAGGAGCUCCGGAAGCAGCAGGAGCGGGAGCAGCGCCGGCACUAUGAAGAACAGAUGCGCCGGGAGGAGGAGAGGAGGCGCGCAGAGCACGAGCAGGAAUACAUCAGGCGACAGUUAGAGGAGGAGCAAAGACAGUUAGAGAUCUUACAGCAGCAGCUACUGCAUGAACAAGCUCUACUUCUGGAAUAUAAGCGCAAACAACUGGAAGAACAGAGGCAAGCAGAGAGACUCCAGCGACAGCUAAAGCAAGAGAGAGACUAUCUGGUUUCCCUGCAGCAUCAGCGACAGGAGCAGAGGCCCCUGGAGAAGAAGCCACUGUACCAUUAUAAGGAGGGCAUGAGUCCCAGUGAGAAGCCAGCAUGGGCCAAAGAGGUAGAAGAACGCUCAAGACUAAACCGACAGAGUUCACCUGCCAUGCCUCACAAGGUUGCCAACAGGAUCUCUGACCCCAACCUGCCCCCAAGAUCGGAGUCCUUCAGCAUUAGUGGGGUUCAGCCUGCUCGGACACCGCCAAUGCUCAGACCUGUUGACCCCCAGAUCCCACAGCUGGUAGCUGUCAAAUCCCAGGGACCUGCCUUGACUGUCUCCCAGUCAGUGCACGAGCAACCCACAAAGGGCCUGUCUGGGUUCCAGGAGGCUCUGAAUGUGACCUCUCACAGGAUCGAGAUGCCACGCCAGAACUCAGAUCCCACCUCGGAAAAUCCUCCUCUCCCCACUCGCAUUGAAAAGUUCGACCGAAGCUCUUGGUUACGACAGGAAGAAGAUAUUCCACCAAAGGUGCCUCAAAGAACAACUUCUAUAUCUCCAGCAUUAGCCAGGAAGAAUUCCCCUGGGAAUGGCAGUGCUCUGGGCCCCAGACUUGGAUCUCAACCUAUCAGAGCAAGCAAUCCUGACCUCCGCAGAACAGAGCCCGUACUGGAGAGUCCCUUGCAGAGGACCAGCAGUGGCAGUUCCUCCAGCUCCAGCACUCCCAGCUCCCAGCCCAGCUCCCAAGGAGGCUCUCAGCCUGGGUCACAAGCAGGAUCUAGUGAACGAACCAGAGUUCGGGCCAACAGUAAGUCUGAAGGAUCGCCUGUGCUCCCCCACGAGCCUUCCAAGGUGAAACCCGAAGAAUCGAGAGAUAUCACCCGGCCUAGUCGACCAGCUAGCUAUAAAAAAGCUAUAGAUGAGGGAGAAAUGGAUCUGACGGCAUUAGCCAAAGAAUUAAGAGAACUCCGGAUUGAAGAAACAAAUCGCCCACUGAAGAAAGUAACUGACUACUCCUCCUCCAGCGAGGAAUCAGAGAGUAGUGAGGAAGAGGAAGAAGAUGGGGAGAGUGAGACACACGAUGGGACAGUGGCUGUCAGUGACAUCCCCAGACUGAUACCAACAGGAGCUCCAGGGAGUAACGAGCAGUACAAUGUGGGAAUGGUCGGGACACAUGGGCUGGAGUCUUCGCAUGCUGACACCUUUGGCAGCAGCAUUUCCAGAGAAGGAACCCUGAUGAUCAGAGAGACGACUGAAGAAAAGAAGCGAUCUGGCCACAGUGACAGUAAUGGCUUUGCAGGUCACAUCAACCUCCCAGACCUUGUGCAGCAGAGUCAUUCCCCAGCUGGAACUCCCACCGAGGGACUGGGUCGUGUCUCUACCCAUUCCCAGGAGAUGGAUUCUGGGACUGAAUAUGGUAUGGGAAGCAGCACCAAAGCCUCCUUCACACCCUUCGUGGACCCCAGAGUGUAUCAGACAUCGCCCACUGAUGAAGACGAAGAAGAUGACGAGUCAUCAGCUGCUGCCCUGUUUACUAGCGAACUCCUUAGGCAAGAACAGGCUAAACUCAAUGAAGCCAGAAAGAUUUCAGUGGUGAAUGUGAACCCGACAAACAUCCGCCCUCAUAGUGACACGCCGGAAAUCAGAAAAUACAAGAAACGCUUCAAUUCCGAAAUACUUUGUGCAGCUCUAUGGGGUGUAAACCUUCUCGUGGGAACUGAAAACGGCCUGAUGCUUUUGGACAGAAGUGGCCAAGGCAAAGUCUACAACCUGAUCAACCGGAGGCGAUUCCAGCAGAUGGACGUGCUAGAAGGACUUAAUGUCCUUGUGACAAUAUCAGGAAAGAAGAAUAAGCUCCGUGUUUACUAUCUUUCGUGGUUAAGAAACAGAAUCCUGCACAAUGACCCAGAAGUGGAAAAGAAGCAGGGGUGGAUCACAGUUGGGGACUUGGAAGGCUGUAUACAUUACAAAGUUGUUAAAUAUGAGAGGAUCAAGUUCUUGGUGAUUGCCUUAAAGAACGCAGUGGAGAUAUAUGCUUGGGCCCCUAAACCUUACCACAAAUUCAUGGCGUUUAAGUCUUUUGCAGAUCUUCAGCAUAAGCCUCUGCUUGUUGACCUAACAGUUGAAGAAGGUCAAAGGUUAAAGGUCAUUUUUGGCUCACACACUGGUUUCCAUGUAAUUGAUGUUGAUUCUGGAAACUCCUAUGAUAUCUACAUACCAUCCCAUAUUCAGGGCAAUAUCACUCCCCAUGCUAUUGUCAUCUUGCCCAAAACAGAUGGAAUGGAAAUGCUUGUCUGCUAUGAGGAUGAGGGGGUGUAUGUGAACACCUAUGGCCGGAUCACGAAGGACGUGGUUCUCCAGUGGGGAGAGAUGCCCACAUCUGUGGCCUACAUUCAUUCCAAUCAGAUAAUGGGCUGGGGCGAGAAAGCUAUUGAGAUCCGGUCAGUGGAAACAGGACAUUUGGAUGGAGUAUUUAUGCAUAAGCGAGCUCAAAGGUUAAAGUUUCUAUGUGAAAGAAAUGAUAAGGUCUUUUUUGCAUCCGUGCGAUCUGGAGGAAGUAGCCAAGUGUUUUUCAUGACCCUCAACAGAAAUUCCAUGAUGAACUGGUGACGGAAGAGCACUUGGCACUUAUCUUCAUGGCGUUAUUUCUAAUGUAAGAGAACAUAACUCGUGUGGACGUAUGCCAGUCUAGAGGCAGAACCGGAAGGCCUGCUUGAACGCCCCGCCUUCUUUUCCCGCUUCCUUCCCCUCCGUCCCUCCCAAUAGCCCCUCUUUCAGUGUUGCAGCCUUGUUGAGAAGGAUAGAAAGAGGUGGCAGGAAUGUCCGUGACAUCCCGAGGAUGCUGCAUUGUCUGUGGACAGAGUUGGACCUUGUGCCCUUCGGAGUUAGGGAUAGAAACAAAUAUUGUGUGCUUUUAUGAUUAAGCUGUGUUCAUGCUGGCUUUUCAGUUCUUUGGGUUUGGGUUUCCUUUUUAACUUUUUUCUUCUUUACCCCCUUAUUUUAUAAGGAUGGGGAAAGGAUACAUACUGGGAAAUUAGUCUUUUUUUAAUUCUGUCUGCCUGCUAGCUUUAAGUAUAUGGUGUGUUGUAAAACUUCCAAUUCCCAGUAGUGAGAGACAGCACAAUAAAUGUACCUUAUCUCCCUGCACUGAAGGCUAUACCCGCAUUGUCGGGUAAUUUAAGAACUCUCUUGCCUUCACUAACCCAACAGACUGUUUUGUUUUGUUUUGUUUUUUAAUUGCUACUGGCUAAUGAAUUUUUGAAAGAGAAGCAAAAUAGCUUUCUCCUCUCUGGGGAAAUAGAUUUUAAAUGGCUAAACUACUAGCCUUAAUCUAAUAAAAUCAACUACCACUUUUGUGAGUCUGACAGGCCGUAGUUUGAUAUGGCCCUUUCUAGAAUGGAGGGUGUUGAGUGGGACAGAGAUGCCAUUGAGUUGAGUGGACUUGUGAUUGGGGAGGGACUCUGGGAUGCCACUGUCCCUCAAUUAUUAUGCAACAGAUCAGGGCAAAACAUGGGAUGACAGGUGGGUCACCCAGAAGGAGCUUAUGAGAAAUGAGCUAAUAUGUCUAUGUAAAUACACACGCAUUCUUUCCUCAAGGCGCAAAGCCUCCCUGCUAAGAGGUCCCUUCAUUUGGGUAUGUUAGGAUUGAGACUGGUUGAGACCUUUCCUGGAGCUGAGGUUACAUGACAACCAUGCUCCGGAAUGCCAACCCAAGGGUGCCACUUUCUCAAGAUUUUAAACUGUGACAAAGAAGAAUCAUUAAGAAAUACUUCUGAGCUGCUGUGUUCUCACUGGGUCAAGGGACUAGACUCCUGAGCCUGCACAGACACUGCAGGUUCCAACAGCUCAGGUCUUAGGGAACCUGAAGGCAAGGCUUUGGCCAAAAUUCUGAGACCCUAAUCAUGUUAUGUUCCUCCAAACUUCCCAACAUACUGUUAACAACAUCUGUGCAGAGAUGUGUGUGUGUGUGUGUAUUUAGUUCAGGUUGACUUGUGUCCGUAAAACCCUUACUCGGAUGAUUUGAACCUUUAUGUGACUGGCUGGGAUUUUUCCCAAAGCUGUAAGCAUGGCCGCCUAUGGUAUCCAGAUGUUGCGAAAUGGUAUCUGUGCUGUGCUUCCUGUUUUAACCUACCUCGUUUUGUUUGUUUUUGUUUCUCUGUUCACCACAGCAGUGUUAUCUCCAGGAGACAUAUAGAGAGCUUAACUGGGCAAUCUCAGCUCUAUUGAAUAUUUUCAAAACAAUAGUUCACCAAAUUGUUCUUUAAAAAUUGGAGGGAGAAAAAAAUUUCCAGUGACAAAAACCUAAUGACACUUGGUUUUAAAGAAUGCAGUUACUGUAAAUGAAAAGAAAAACAAAAACUGUGAUCCUACUGAUUUUGCCUAAACAAAUGAGCAGCUAAUGUACUAUUAAUGAGAACGAAACACAUGCUAGGAACAUGGUUUGGCCAGAGGGAAUGAGAAAGGGAAUGAUUCUGAAUUCUGAACUAUAGCCUACUGUGUUAUCCCCAAGGGCGAUGGUCAUUUGCAGUUAUCUAAAGCAGGUAACACCAGGAAUGUAAUAAGGGUGGUCUUCAGGUGAUCACCAGAUGUGCCCAUUAUGGUCCCUCUAGUUCUCAAAAGCAAUGAAAUCCCCCCGUUCUCAUUUUUACUGCUGGGGUUAUGCUGCUGAAUGACAAUGUCUUCGCAAAUUCCAUGGGACAAAUUCAGCAACUCUUGCGAUUGGAUGCUGAUAUGGACAAAAAUAAUGUGGAUCUGGAUCUUGUCUCCAAACGAGAUUGCCACCAGCUCUUUAUAUUGCUGCUGUGACAGUUUGAACCAGAGGCUUCUUUAAAUUAUGUUGCAAACUGAUCUUUGUUUUUAUGUUUUGUUUCAUUCUUAUUUCUAAGUGAUACAUCCAAAACACACAGCUUUAAAUGAUUUUUUAUUGUGGGACUUUGGGUACAGUUAAGAAAUAAAAGGGAAUCAUUGUGUUUAAACAUAAGGUAGUUUGUGAAUGUAUUUUUUAAAAUCUAGAUUCAUUGGAACAAAAAAUCAUAAGAAAACAUAUUAAUGCCGUCUUGUUUACAGUAUGUACAGUGACAUAACAUAACAUGAGCUUUUUCUGGUGCCAACAAAACAAAAUAAAACACAGACGUUAAACAUCAAGCCAUGCCUUUUAUAUUUUUGUACAAACAUUUUGCACUGAGCAUAAGGUAAAAGCAAAUUUGAGGCCCACCAAUCUCUGCUCCUUAAAAUACAUUUAUAGAAUUCCUGGAAGUAGUUAUCUUUGAAAGUAAAUAUUCUGGCAUUUAUGACAGGUCUCAACCCUGACAUCAUGAGACCUUGGUCAUGUAAAAUAUAUCAGAAUGGUGCCCCUGUGGCUCAUCAUACAGUUCCCACUGGGGGAGAGUUUCCUUUUGUUUGCUUUUUUUCUGUGGAUGUGAUCUCUUUACUUAUAACAGUUUAAUAUUUCUUCUGUUGUGAUCUUUCCUUUGAAAGGGUUUUGUUACUAGAAAUUAGACAGGCUUCUGUUUUUCUAUAAGGAAGAGUCACCUUCCCCGAGAUUAAGCUUUAGUGUCCAUCCUCAACACACUAAAUUGUUGACAUUCAGCAAACCCACUGAGCAUGGUCACACCACAGCUUUGGCCUGGGACCUAGAAGAGACCAUUGUGCUUACAUGCUUGCCAGGACAUUGUAGCUUGGAUUCCUGUUUCCAGUGAAUGGUGGAGAUGGAUGGACUGUGAAUCCUCUCCUACCAAUUCCAUCCAGAUCAUAUAUAGCCACCCCACAACAUAUAAACAACUUAUAUUAAGGACCACAUGAAACCUGAUAGCUCUAGUGAGAUGGUGCUCAGUGGUUUUCUUAGGGAAUUUUAAACAAACUUCAAGACCUAGACUUCUUUGUAUUAUUAUGAUUCUUAUUCAGUGGAGUACAUUAAAGUUAGGGCAAACUCUCAUAAGGCCACUUAGAUGGGGCCCCAUGCUUCUAACACUACCAUUCUUUUCUGGGGUACACACCUAACAGACCUUGUAUCAAGUGCACAUUUUUCGAUGUCAUUGUAGUCUCUGGUCAUCACCACCUACUUCUAACAGUUUUCUGUCUGCUCCUGUGAUGCGCUGAUGAUUAUGUCUCUGGUCGAUCCCCUGCAGUAGUUUAGAAAGAGGUGUGAUACCCAGGCUGGAGCCAUUUGGGUUUUGUCCAUUGACACAGAAGGGCCAAAGUCUGACUUCACAGCCCACAAAGCUUUCUUUAAAAACUGCUUUCCCUGCUACUGUGUGUAUGAGUUCAUGUCCCUGUAUCCUUGAACCGUGCAAUUGCUCUGUGUGUGCUGUCUUGGAAAGUCCAUGUGAACAGACACCGUUGCCUUCGUGCUAACUGCUUUAUAGUAUAUGAUGUGAUACAUCAAUGUUAAGAGAAGAGACAGAGGUGUUGAUGAGACUUUGACCUUAACCUGUUGCAGGAAAGCAUGAGAAAAUCUAUCCUGCUCCAAACACGUCAGAGACUCUGGUACUGUGUUCUGAUCAUCUCGACAGUUGUAAAUUAUUGAUUACCUUUUAGUUCAUUCCUGAAGAAAAUUAAAUAUAAAUGUCUCAAACAACACAUACAAACCGUCUGAUGGCCCAAGAACUUGAUUUUCAUUAUCACACAAAAUUUAACCCCUAAAGUCUAUUUUUUUUAUUUUCUUGCUGGAAUUUCUCAUAAAUGCCAUUGUAUUUGACCUUGCUUGCUACAGCAGUACUGGGGACCCUGAAAUGAGCUGUCUUCCCGUGAGUCUCACACAGCGUGACUAUAACAUGAUCUUUCUUCCAGAACCCAGCAAAGAGUAAAAGCUCCUCACGUUUGCAGGUCCUGAGCUGACACACAUAGACUUUUACCAAGUCUUUCCUAGUGUCAUUUUUAUUUCCAUACUGUGUCACUGUUCCAGAAAUUUCUCCAUAGACAUUUGUGUGAUUCAAAAAAUUGCACAACAUUAAACAAGAUCUGGACCCUGUGCAUUGAACUUUAUUCUUCUGCACAUGCCAGUCCAUGAACGCCCACAAUACAGACCAACAAAGAUCUCCCCAAAAUUUUUUCAACUGAAGAUCCCUGGAUAAGGUUUGCACUGUUUUAACUCAGAUCAAAAUGUUGCUAAACAUUUGGGUGAAAUCUAGAAAAUACAAUUGAAAAUAAAAAACCCUCCCUGAGCUUUCUGA